GCACGGGCUGUGGCUGCAACGACCGCGUCUUCUUCCAGCUGAUGACCCACAGGGGCCGGCAGCAGGCCUGCAACCUGGUGCUGCAGACCGGGGACGCCUUCCAGCAGGCGGCCGGGAGCAGGGACAGCGGCGUAGACGCAGACGUUCACGGCUUCGUCUUCAGAGGCACGAUCAAGAAGAAGGGUAAGGAGGGUCACACCUUCAUCAACUGCCGUGAGGCCAAAGACGUGUACGGCAAGGACGUGUUCGUCCACCCCAGCAAGGCCGAGCCGGAAUACAAGGAACGGGUGAGGUGGUACGUGGCAGGGCUUUCGUAUCGUGAUAAGGCCGUGGCUGGCGCGAGGAGUACCUCUUCACGGAAGAGCGAUGAAGGGAUUCAGGCCUACGCAGAGCGGAGCUGGAUCGUCGCCGACAAGCUGGACCAGAGCUGCAGGAUAAUCGAGGAGAAGGACCCGAGCUGCGAGCUGAAGCUGCAGAAGCGGUCCAGACCCGAGGGGAAGCCGGAGUCCGCGAAGGAGAAGACCAGCAUCCAGGGCGACGACGAUGUCGGCGCGAAGAGUUGGAAGGGCGAGAUUUGGAGAGGCUGGCGGCAUGGCGGCAGCUGGUGGAGCAGCUUUGCAGGCGGACAAGCGGGCUCGCAAUGGGAGUGGCCUCGAUCAGCGGCGCCGCCGUCGCUGAGAGCACGUGGGAAGGUGGCGCUGAAAGAGAAAGCUACGGGGGCUUUAUGUUCGCUGAUGGCGAGGUUCAACCUGGACGAGGACGACGUGGACAUCGAAGCCCUGUUGGAGGUUGCAACGGAGUUGAGAGAGACCCUCAUCCCGUUGGUCACGGCUGGAUGGCUACUCCUGCAACAGGCUGGACUGAGCGCUCAUGGGCGUGUGGGCGUGCUGUCGUCGACAAGGAACUCGCUGAACCUGGAGAACAUCGGGGCAGCGCGGCGGGGCCAAUGGGCAGACGUUGACCUCGAGGAGUGCGACGCCCACGACAGGGAGAGGGACGUGUUCCCGCGCAGGCCUGGCGCGCGACAAGCUCUGGGUCUGUUCGGCGAGGGCGACUGCGCGGGGCAGGGCUACGGCGACGAGGGCGGAGAGGGGAUCGGCAACGAGGCCUACCUCGGCGACGAGGCGGGCGAGGGCUCUGACGAGCUGGACCUCGAGGACCUAGGCGAGAACUUCCGCGCCGAGGCAGAGGAGGCGCUGCCCGUGAUCGUUGCCGCGAAGACGGGCGCGCGGACGCAGAAGAGCACGCCGGCGCAGGCGCGUGCAGUCGUCGAGGAUAUCAAGCAGAGUCGUGGAUUCUAUCAGAAAGGCAAGGCCCGUGGCGAGGGUCGACCAGCAGGUGGCAAGGGACAAGGUCCAUGCUUCAUCUGUGGCGGACCGAGCGAUCGCGAGUACUGGUCGCGCGACGAGGAGAAUAACCAGGGCGGGAUGCCGAAGGGCAAGGUGCAGCAGGCUGGCGCCGUGGCGUUCAACGUCGGCAUGUGGGGCGACGUCCCGGACUGCGAGAUCGCGCCGAGCAGCGAGGCGGUGCCGGAGGGCGAGGGUGCGACGGAGGUGGCGCUUACAUCGUUCGAGGCGGCCUACCAUGCGACGCAGGGAGGCGCUGUCGAGCGCGCGCUGGCCGGGCUCGAGGACGAGGCAGCGAGCUGCGUGGUGCUCGACUGUGGCGCGACCAAGACGUUCGGAUCUACCAGGGCGCUGGAGCAGAUCAUCGAGAGGCAGAGGGCCGCAGGGGUGGGCGCCAGCGGCGUGGCGGUCGGCGCGGCAGAUCGGCCGAACUUCGGAUUCGCGAAUGGAGCGGCGGAGAAGUGCUCGAGCAGGGCAACGCUACCCUUCCAGGCGAACGGGCAGCUUGGAACAGUCGCUGGGUGCGUUCUGAGCACGAAGAACAAUCGCUGCGUGCCGCUGCUGGGCUCUGUGGAUCUCCGCAGGCGCUCAGGGCUAUCGUCGAUUUUGCCGUUGGAAUCGCUCGCCUGCUUCGCCCAGCUAGCGGUGAACAGGCUGGUCAAGCUCAAGAGCAUCUCGACAGGUCACUUGUGCAUCGACAGGGCCCGGGACCCCCACGGCCAGAAGAUGGCGAAGUAG
Messenger RNA from Prorocentrum cordatum, 2084 nucleotides. The record is from the annotation of a GenBank genome assembly. NCBI's taxonomy places the organism in Eukaryota, Dinophyceae, Prorocentrales, Prorocentraceae.